AUGUUGUUAAAUGUAAUAAAAAGAGGUUUGCACGCAACUGGGGAUCCUGUGCGAGUCGUUAUAACGGGCAUGGGAGUCGUGUCGCCGAUCGGGAAAACGCUUGCAAAUGCAUGGGAAAAUAUUUUGGCUGGAGAAUGUGCAGUUGUUUCCUUACGCGAAGAAGAAUACCAAAGUUUGCCUUGUAAAAUAGCAUGUAAAAUACCGGACAAAAACGAAUUCAUUUCUGAUAGAUUUUCCAAAAGCGAAUUGAGAACGAUGGCUCCAGCAACGGCCAUCGCUCUCAUCGCCACGGAAGAAGCUUUAAAAGACGCACGUUGGUCACCUCGAACCAAUGAAGACAAAUUAAAUACGGGAGUGGCCAUCGGAAUGGGAAUGAUAGACCUGAACGAUGUUUGUCAAACAAGUGAAGAUUUGAAAAUAAAAGGCUACAAAAAAGUCAGUCCUUAUUUCGUACCUAGAAUUUUACCGAAUAUGGCUGCUGGACAGGUGAGCAUAAAACAUGGACUUCAAGGACCGAAUCAUUCUGUUUCUACUGCAUGCGCGACCGGAGCUCAUUCUAUAGGAGAUGCGUUUCGAUUUAUACAAAAUGGUGAUGCCAAAGUAAUGAUUUGUGGCGGAGCCGAAAGUUGCAUAAGCCCGUUAUCAAUUGCAGGAUUUAGUAGAUUGAGAGCCUUAGCAACUAAUUUUAAUGAUACUCCGAAGAAAGCCUCUAGACCUUUUGACAAAGAUAGAAACGGAUUUAUCAUGGGCGAAGGCUCUGCAAUUUUCGUUCUCGAAGAAUUGAAUCACGCGGUUAAAAGAAACGCAAAAAUUUACGCCGAAAUUUUAGGUUACGGUUUAUCUGGAGAUGCAUCACACUUGACAGCUCCCAGCGAGGAUGGAACGGGUGCCAUUUUGUCGAUGCAAAGAGCAUUGAAGAAUUCCGGCCUCGAACCACAGGAUAUAGGGUACAUCAAUGCCCAUGCUACAUCUACGCCCAUCGGCGACGCAAUAGAAUCAAGAGCAAUAAAAUAUGUUUUCGGUGAUCAUACGAACAAUAUUAAAGUUUCUUCAACCAAAGGUAGUCACGGGCAUUUGUUAGGUGCAGCCGGAAAUUUAGAAAGCGUAUUUACGGUAAUGGCAAUAAAAAGUGAAAAUUUACCUCCUAGUCUAAAUAUAGAAAACGUCGACGAAGACACUAAACUAAAUUUUGUGACCGAACCGGGUGAAAAAUGGAUUACAAAAAGUUCAGAUGGAAGGCGAAUAGCCCUUAAAAACGCAUUCGGUUUCGGAGGAACAAACGCUACGCUUUCUUCGAUAUAUGAUAAAACUAUUACUGUUUCUUGGAAAUUUGUAAUUUGGAAAUAA
Molecule: messenger RNA, 1347 nt
Organism: Pediculus humanus corporis (human body louse)
Lineage: Eukaryota; Metazoa; Arthropoda; Insecta; Psocodea; Pediculidae
Product: 3-oxoacyl- synthase, putative
Exons: 2
Coding region: 1-1347 (448 amino acids)
Biological process (GO): fatty acid biosynthetic process
Molecular function (GO): 3-oxoacyl-[acyl-carrier-protein] synthase activity
Source: RefSeq, a predicted model, not a curated record